Molecule: messenger RNA, 6697 nt
Organism: Toxotes jaculatrix (banded archerfish)
Lineage: Eukaryota; Metazoa; Chordata; Actinopteri; Toxotidae
Gene: pard3bb
Product: par-3 family cell polarity regulator beta b
Exons: 27
Coding region: 399-4037 (1212 amino acids)
Biological process (GO): establishment of cell polarity; microtubule cytoskeleton organization; intracellular protein localization
Cellular component (GO): adherens junction; cell cortex; apical plasma membrane
Molecular function (GO): phosphatidylinositol binding; protein binding
Source: RefSeq, a predicted model, not a curated record
AAAGUGACAGCAACAAGCGGUGGAAGAGCUGGUCAGGAACUGGCCAGGAGCGGACGGCAGUGAAGGCAUCUCAAAACUUUUCCAGCACACAGUACGGUGGUCUGUUUACUAUUUCACGUCGCUUGCAGUUUGUCCCUGAACGUGAAAACAACCUCCACGUUUCAGUACAUUAUCUGUCGGUGAUGAAGUGGAUGCUACCGACCGCUUCGAGAAAAGGAAAGUUGCGAGAGGGAAAACUUCUGGAAUGAUGCCCAAGCGACUGCAUCCCUCCCUCCAAAGUUCAGCUAAGACCUUCUGGGGGGCAUUCUGCAAUUUGGAGCCUUCCUGCAUUAUUAUCAGCAUUGUUCUUCACCCACAUCCAGAGGGCCCACAUCUUGGAUGAAGUGUGGAGUGCUAUAAUGAAGGUGACAGUAACGUUUGGGCAGACAGGUGUGGUGGUGCCCUGCAAGGAGGGUUGGACCGUGAGGGACCUCAUCCAGCAAGCCACGCAGAGAUACAGAAAACUCCUGGAACAGGAAGGAGAUUACCUGGUUCGGACCCACCAUGUUGAAUACUGUGAUGGGGGGAUUCUGGACCCUGAUGAUAUACUCAGCGAUCUGGUAGAAGACAAAGACAAGCUGAUGGCGGUGUAUGAGGAGCAGGAAGCCCAGCAGAGGGGUGUGGCUAACACAAGCCUAGCCCCCAGCCCUGACCUCUACCAAUCUGAGCUCGCUGUCUUCCAGCCAAUCACAGGAGGAGAGAUCGAAGUGAAUUCCUCAGCGCUCAAGUCCAACACCCCCCUGCUGGUGAGAAGUAGCAGUGACUCAGCCCUCAGCCCCCAGCCGACAGAGACCGAACCCUCCCUCAAUGAAGACGCUGCUGAGAUGACAGCCAGUCGCGCUGUGGAGAGGCCUGCAGGGGUGGACCGAGCCCAAGGCAAACACACCUUCAGUGGCAGCCUGACCAGAACAGUGGAGAUCCUGGGAGAGGACAGUCCCCUGGGAAUCCACGUGGUUCCCUACUGCUCAUCACUCAGUGGACGGUCUCUCGGUCUGUACAUCCGUGGAGUGGAGGAGGAGAGUCGCUCAAGAAAGGAGGGCUUGUUUCAAGAGGACGAGUGCAUCGUCCGAAUCAACAACACAGACCUCAUGGACAAGACAUUUAGCCAAGCCCAGGAAGUGUUUCGUCAGGCCAUGCGUUCCCCGGUUGUCCGCUUGGAAGUAAUUCCCUCCUCCAACAGAGAUCGCUAUGAGAAGAGUCUGAUUGGUCAGCUGUUUGGCAACAGCGCCGGUCCUGACAGCAGCCCCAGAACUGCCAAGACCAAAGAACCGCCUCCGCCUGUCAAAGCCAAACCUGUGUUUAAGCCCUCUGAGAAUCCAGCCACACGAUUGGCAGAGGAAGCUGCCACUCUGGAAGCUGCUGUCAGCACCCCCAAAGGGAGGAGUGAGAGCCCCCUUCUUAAAAAAGGCCCUGCCCUCUCCAGCUUGGUGGCCAAUAAAAGAGGAGGACGAAGACUGAGGAUUGACUUAAAGAAAGGCUCAGAAGGUCUUGGUUUCACUGUAGUAACCAGAGACUCUUCAGUCCACGGUCCGGGUCCCAUUCUAGUUAAAAACAUUCUGCCACGUGGAGCUGCUGUCAAAGACGGGCGGCUACAGUCUGGAGACCGCAUCCUUGAGGUAAACGGUGUGGAUAUCACAGGUGUGGGCCAAGAGGAGUUGGUGUGUAUGCUACGCAGCACGCGGCAGGGAGAGAGCGUGUGCCUAGUGGUCCUACGUCAGGAAGACAUGUUCCUGCCUAGAGAGAUGAAGGAGGAGGUGUCCCGUGUGCCAGGCUUUGUUUCGGAGAAUGGGAAGGAGCAGCUCAUGUUUGAGGUGCCUCUAAAUGACACUGGCUCGGCAGGGCUGGGUGUCAGCCUCAAAGGAAACAAGUCCAGGGAGACGGGAGAGGAUCUGGGAAUCUUCAUUAAAUCCAUUAUACAUGGAGGAGCUGCGUACAAGGACGGGCGUCUGCGUGUCAAUGACCAGCUGGUAGCUGUAAAUGGAGAGUCGCUGCUGGGACGCUCCAAUCAUGUGGCCAUGGAGACGCUCCGCCGCUCCAUGUCGCAGGAGGGAAACAUGAGAGGGACCAUCCAGCUGGUGGUGCUCAGGGCUUUGAAGGAUCAACAUGGUGCGUCACCCAAUCGCUCAUUUGACGGCUCCUCUGGCCUGUCGGUGCUGAUGAGCCCAGUGAACGGUCAGACAGGAUUGGUCAGUCAGGCCAAUGGCCCCAUUCACCCUUCACCCAUGCUGACCAACACACUCUAUGCAUCUAAUGUGACCAAUGGGAGUUAUUCUCACAUGGACGAGGAAGAGGAGGGGGAGCUGUAUGGACAUGAGGAGUUCAACAACUCUACCCAACACUCCUACCUACAGGAAAGGGAAAACUCUCACAUCUCGAGCCCGGCUCAGCCCCAGUCUCCCACCCAGAGCCAGAACCAGAGCCAGCGGCAGUUCCAGCAUGUUAAAGCCUCCAAGAGCAUGGACCUGGGUACGACUCAGAACCAGCAGCACCCUGUGGCAGAUGAGAGCAACGUAGGAUCCCUGGUUGGAAACACUGCAGCUCCAUCAAGUCCUGUAGAACUUGGUCCUACCCUUGGCUUGAAGAAGUCCAGUUCGUUGGAGAGUCUCCAGACGGCCAUGUCGGAGGUCAGCAGAAAAAAUGAACUCCUCCCAUUCCACCGUCCUCGCCCAAAUAUGGUCAGGGGAAGAGGCUGCAACGAGAGCUUCAGAGCAGCUAUUGAUAAAUCCUAUGAUGGACCACCUGAAGAUGAUGAUGAUGAUGGCUCUGAGCUGAGUUCAGGCCGCGACACCCCUGCAAGUAGUUCAUCCCGCCAGGGAGCGGGGGAUCAGAUAGAGGAGAAAGGCAAAAAAGACAAGAAAAAGAAAGCAAAAACGAAGAAAGAAAAGAACAAGGGGAAGGGAAAAGAGAAAGAGAAAAAGAAAGCAGAGGAGCCUGAAGAGACAGAGAAGAAGAGCAAAAAACUAGGAUUUGGCCUUCUGAGAUUCGGGAAGAAAAAAGAGGAGAAGAAGGAAGCGAAAGCAGCUCUGCAGCGACAGAAGUCAGACAUUCUGAGCGAUCAUGAGCUUGAGAGGAUGAAAGAGGAGAGGGAAAGAAUUGAGGCAGGGCAUCCUGAGCUGCGAGAGAACCGGUCCAGGGACCAGCAGGGUGGAGGUGGUGGGUCCACAUAUCCAGAUGUUGAGGAUGAUGACACAGACCCCAACUAUGCCCGAAUACAAUCCUUCAGGGACCGAGAUAUGAGUUCAGUGCCACAGCCACUGUCUCAGUCACCUCCCUACAGUACAGUGCAGCACACCCAUGGUCACACCACUUCCCCCCAGACCCCUUCUGCCUUUCCAGGGCAUGGAAAUCAUGCUAACGACCCUGGAGCCAUCCCUGAUGAUGACCACAUUGAUAGGCUCUAUGCCAAGGUCAAUAAACCAAGGGGAGCUGGAACCACAUCGCCUCCUGCUUCUGCCACUGCCAAUGACAGCAAUGUGGACAGGAUCCAGCAGCUAAGAAGAGAGUACCUGCAGGCAAGGAGAGAAGGAAUGGUACCACCUUAUGAAGAGCUGGACUCACGACGCAGAGGGCACGAAAACGAUGCACACAGGAUUCCAGGCAGAGGGACAGAUCCUCGAUUGGCACCACGUUACGAAGAGGUGGAACGUCAGUAUGCCUCCUUACCAAGGCGGGGUCCAUUGGAUCCAGCUGACUAUCCCAUGCAGCCCUGGUCUGGUCAUUACCCUGGACCUCCCCAGGCCCCACAGGGAUACCCCCAGUCCCUGCCCUACCCUAACCCCAACUCCCAGUCUGGUCCAUCUUACUCUGGUUACCCACCUGGCCAGCCAUAUCCACGGCCAGGUGACCCUCGGGGCGUUGACCCUGGCUACUACCCACACCCGAGCUCCCAGCAGAGAGGGCCCUUGCGACAGGAUGUGCCCCCGUCUCCCACCCCUCCGCUUCGUGGCCUACGGUACGACACUAUGAUGCGUGGGACUGGGGGUGGAGGUUACAGGUAGGGGCAGUUUGUGGAUGAAGACAAUCCCAGGCACCUGGAUCCCAGUCCAGACCAAUACGGCUACGCUGGAUAGGGAGGAAGACAGCAACAGCAACACCAAACCAACCCAAGACAGAAGAAUGCCAUGACUGCAGCUGUGUAGACAAAUCAAUUGCAGAGAUGAGAAAAAGCAGAAUGCUUAUUACUUGCUAUUGUGCAGUGCUUCUGCUUUUUCUACUCCAGUGAAAUAGAGUUGAAACCUCUUAAUGGUGCGAUUCAAAUCACCAUCAUUAUCAAACAUUGUCUACGCUGUUGAAAAGUAUAUGGUAAUACACAGACAAGCAAGGUAAAGGAGGUUAAUUAUAGAGUGGCUGGUUUGAUGCAUAAUGUCUUGUUGUUUGAAGUCAUUUAAAUUUCUUUGAGUCUACCCAGAGUAUAAAAUUAGCAGGGUUUUUUGGUUUCACUAUACUCUGAUUAAGUCGUCUCUUUCAGGAAUCAGUCAGAGUCACAGGUAAUUGGAUCCAUUUAAAUUAAGCCACUAAAGGCAUAAAUACAGCUCUGCACACUCAUUCACAUUGUACCUGGUACUUUCACUACUGCCGCUCCACCAGCAAGAUAAAAAAUAAAAUACCCUAAAAAGUAGCAUGUAUUAGCGUACUUACGUGGCCAUUUACAGAGACAAAUAACAUCUUUCAGCGUCAGUACUUAUGUGUGAUAAAGCCAAAUUUAUUAAUCAGACUGAAGCAGUUCAUGUUAACAAAAAUGCGAUUGCAGGUCUUUGAGUCUCUGCUUGAGGGAGAGUUGAGAUGUAGAAGAUGAUGGAAGAAGUCAAAAUGAGCCUGUGUUCCCAAACUGUGUCGGCAGUCUGAAGUCUGAAGAUAUCAUCCUUUAUAUUAGGAAUAUCUGCUGAAAGCUGCUGAAACACUAUGCAGUAAGAUGGCAUAUCCAUUCCCAAUCAAUUAUUAAAAAAAAAAAAGUGCUCUUUCUGAGGCCUUAUAGUUUCAGUUUGCCAAACAGGGAGAACUCCACUAUUUGUGUGAUGAUCAACUUUUGUUUUGUUUUAUCAACUUACGGAAACAUUUUAAUGAUUGAAGUGCACGAGAGCACAGUAGAGCACUGUAUGAAUUAUCUGUCUCGGUAAUAAUAUACUUGUAAUAAUGCUGUGAUUGCCUUUCACUUUUGUCCAGAAUAUUUCUCUCAGUAGCGAUGAGUCUAGAUACAUUUCCAGGACAGGACUAGAUAACAGUAGGAGUCUUAAACCAUGCCUGGCUGUUGGUUUGCAGCACUUAUGAACAAACCUGUUCCUGCAUUUAAAUGAUCUCCUCGGGAUAACAGAAAAAAAUUUCAAAUGGAUGUAUUAAUUUCAGGACAUAUUACCAUUAUUUGAAUGAUUUUUUUUUUUUUAAUAGUUAACUUUAUUUAAAACGACCCCUACUUGAAUGUAUGAAAAACUUUCAUGAAUCACAUUUUAACAGUCAUAUCUACCUAAUCCAUGGAGUCAGCCUGUGUUUAUUGAAUCAUUCCAGCAUGAUUAGAGUUUUCGCUCCAUUUUUGGUUUUCUGUCAGACAUCCAAUUCAGAGAUAAUCCAUCGCCAUAAACAAAAAGCUGACAGCCACAUUUUGCGAGGCUUCAUCAGAAUGCUAAUAUCAUCCUAUAAACUUUGACAUUCUGGAAGGAGCUUGGUUAAGAACAAGAUGAUAAUUUCAUAAUAGGCAAUACACAAACCAAAGCUUUUUAAUGCUGCCUUUUCCUACUGCGGUACAGUGUCCGUAUCAAGGCAUCUACUCUUCAUAACGACAUUGUUGGGGAUGAGCACAUAUGUGAUAACUGUGCUUGCAUUUAAAGGCAGCAUUGUAAAAUAAGUAGGAGAAUGCAGGAAAUGAGCAAAACUCCAAUAAUUGCGUUUCAACAGUUUAUUUCAGAUAACGUAACAAACCACUACAAUGUGCUGUGUUGUACUAGAGUUUGUACUAAUCUUGUUUUAUUUUUUUAACUGGAUGUGGAGCUGAGUUGUUUAAGCCGUGCAGAUGUCAAUACUGAGCGGUAAAUCAGGCAGAAAUGUUUUGGGUUUUUUUCUGUUUUUGGGCAGGUGUUAAACUGACCAGCUGUAGAGCUUGUUUUCACUCUGUGUUACUCAGCAGCCACUUUUUCUCUAUAUUUUCUGUGUAUGAUGUACUGUAGUUUGGGUGUGAAGGAUGUUCGUUGCACAUCUCUGUGACCUGGUGGCGUAGGCGUCACCAUGUGUUGAAGUGCACACAAGUCCUGUUGAAACAUGAAUUGAGCAUCAGAGUGCUCUUCUCACUGCUGCACCAUUGUGUAUAUCCAUUUAGCCACUUACUAAGUCAUCAAUUAAGCGUAACUAAGAGUUGGAGUCUAGCUUAGCAUUUCUGUGUUUGACACUACCAAGCUCAGCAGUAUUAAUUUCAAUGAAGAUUAAAUGUUUAAAAUGACAUUUCAGGAUUUGGUGAAUUGCAUUUAUGUUAUUGAGACUAAGGAUGAAAUACCACUAAAGGAUGAAUGUUGAGAGUAGUUCAACCGAAGCCCAUGCAAAAGAAUGUGAAGUAGAUGUUUCAAAACCGUCUCAUUUGCUGGUUUGUCCUAAAAAAAACUAGAUUGUGAUUAGAAAGAAGAAUGUAGGUUGACGGGCAGAAAGAAAGGAUGGGUUAUAAGAAUUCAGAUUU